AUGGAAAUCAUAAGUAAUGAAGUAAGAAAAUUGAAUGCGUGCUUGAGACAAGUAGAGAAUCUGAAUCCAAGUGGUGCUUCAGAUGAAGACAUUUUAGUUCAAGCAAAGAUGUUAUUUAUGCAAGAGCCAAAGUACAAAAAAGGUUUCAAAUUUGAUCAUGUCUGGAAUAUGGUUAAAAAUUUUGAAAAAUUUAAAGAUGAUGUCCCCACAGCAAGACAAGUUGGUCGAAGACAACCCCAAAGUGUGAACUUCGACUCGUCACAAUCAGAUAAUCCCACUCCGGAAUCUCCUAUAUCAACAUCUCCUGGACUGUCAUCAUUUACUCCAUCUGAACGACCUAUUGGGGUAAAAAAAGCCAAAUUGAAAAGAAAAAAUGAUGAUCAUGAGUCAAGCGUAGUGGAAUCCAUCGAGACCUCCAACAACCGACUUAUAGACAGGUUAGACACGGCGAGCUUGGACAGGCAGGUAGCAUUUGAUAUCGAACGAGAAAAGAUAGCUAUGAAAAAAGAUAGAGAUGAAUGGAAAAUUAUAAUGAAAGAUUUGAAUUCCAUUGCUGAUCCAAACGUGCGGGAGUACGUUCGAGCUCAACAGAUUAAAAUAAUACAAAAAAGAAAUCAACAAGAACAAGGGUCUGCUUCUAAUUUUGGCAAUUAUUUCAAUGAUAUUGGACACUCUGGCCCCGAUCUACCAGAGUAUUGA
Molecule: messenger RNA, 699 nt
Organism: Asparagus officinalis (garden asparagus)
Lineage: Eukaryota; Viridiplantae; Streptophyta; Magnoliopsida; Asparagales; Asparagaceae
Exons: 2
Coding region: 1-699 (232 amino acids)
Source: RefSeq, a predicted model, not a curated record